CGUAGAUAACUUUUUACCUUGAAAAAAGUAUUUAUUUUCUUUUAUAAAUGGGAAGUGUGCGAUAAUUUUAAAAAAAUAAUUCCUAGUAGAAAAGAAUGGCGAUAGUAAUGGAUAAAUAUACUGAAGCAGAAAUCCUUAGUACUUGUAAUGCAUUAGGUAGUGAAGUAAGAGGUGUAUACGAAAAAGGAACAGACUGUUUAGAAUGCUUGAGAGAUUUAUUGCAGUUUCUUCGAAAGCCAGAUGAAAAUCAUACUGUUCUGCGCUUUCUUGGCUCUAAUCAUUUGAUUGAGACUGAUAUUUUACCCAUUCUUAAACAUUAUAAGGAUGAGAAGGAUAUUUUCGAUUUUGCUUUAAGAUUGCUAGUAGCUCUUACUAGCCCAGCGAUAUUACUUUUUAACGAAGAAAUUCCGGUAGACAAAGCUUCUCACAAUGUGUAUCUGGAAUUAGUUAGCUAUCUUCAGAAUUACAAGAAAGUUUUUUAUGAAUUAGAUAUUUGGACAGUUCUGUAUGAACAUUUAGAAAAACGAAUUGCAUUGAGACCGAUUGAAAGAAGUGAAGAAGACAAUUUAUUUAUUGAGAGAAUUUUGAUUGUUAUACGUAAUAUUUUGCAUGUACCUUCUGAUGAACUUGCAUCAUUUCAAACUGAUGAUAAUCUUAGUCCUCAAGACAAAAUUUUAUGGAAUCUUCACCGUUCAAAAAUAGAUACUAUAAUAUUGUAUUUAUGCGCUAAUGAAGAUGAAUAUAAAUAUUGUUUGCAUGUAAUUGAAAUAAUAUCUUUAAUGCUUCGUGAACAUUCUCCAGAAAUGCUGGCUUCCACUAGUGAAGUAAGAACUGAAGCAGAAAAAGAAAAAGAUGCACAAGACUUAAUGGCAAUGCGUGAAAGGGAACAGAAUAUGAAACUGAAAAAGGUUCAAUCAAUGAUUGCUUCAAGAUUUAAUGGAGUUUAUCGUGUAAAAAAUUUUAAAUCACUGAGUGAUAAUGAUUACAUAGCACAUAAAUUAAUAACAGAUUUAGAUGAUCUGAAGUUUGAUGCGAAGAAAAACGCCAAAAGAACGCCUAAAAAUAGAUUGCCUUUUAAAGAAAAAAGCAUUACAAGACGUUCUACAUUAGGUAUUAGAUUGUUUCUAAAAAAUUUUUGUAAAGCGUUUUUAAAAACUUAUAAUAAGCUUAUGGCUGCUAUAAAGCGUGAACUGCUUCGUAGGAGUUCUGCUGAUCAUGAUGAUACAUAUUAUCUUUGGGCUAUUGAAUAUUUUAUGAAGUUUAAUCGGUUAUAUAAAUUUCUUCCAGCAUUAGUAAGUGAAACAAUAUCCUUACAAAUGUUUCACCACAUUCAAACUCAGAUAACUAGUUACCAAGAAAUGAUGCUCACUGAUAAGUCUAAGGCUAAAAUUUGGUCUAGACGCAUGUGCUUGGGUGUCAGUGCUUACAGAGAAUUACUUGAAACUGUUUUUACCAUGACAAAGUCUACUGAGAAAAAUAUUCAAGAGAUUGCUGAUAAUAUAGUUCGGAAUGUAUUUUAUGUUAUUGAAUAUCGAGAAAUGCUUUUAUCCUUGCUAUAUCAUUUUGAUGAAGUAAAAUUUUCCUUAACAUACUUAUCAGAACUUGUAGAAAGUUGCUAUAUGUUUCUAAAGAUGCUAGAAAAUCAUUCAAAGCGUCAUUCUGAAAUAAUUGUGCAAAAAAAGAAACGAAAAGUGAAGAGGCGAAAGAAAACAAAUGCUGCACCUGAGCAGUCUGACAACAAUGAAAAUUUAGAAGAUAAGUGGGCUGAUAUUGCAGGUAAUUUAUCUGCUGCUGUACAAGGUAGGCUAGAUAUUCCCACUGAUAUUUCACCAUUUGAUGGUGCAUCUCAGUUGAGUUUUGAAGAGCAGAAGGUUGAUGCCGUCUAUAAAAUACGAGAAGCUCUUUUAUCAAAGGAAGUUGAACAAGCUGUUGGUUUAUUACGUUCUGCACGGGAGCUUUGGCCUGAAGGUGAUUCUUUUGGUGCAGCUGAAAUUGAAUCUGAGGAUGAAUUUGAUGUUUUAAGAGAGAUUUACAUGUCAGAAUUAGAAAAUCCUCAGCAACAGAAUAGUGUCCCUGUAGAAGAAGAAUUUGAGGAGACUGAUGAAGAAGCAGAAUCUACACCUGCAGUUGUGGAACAAAGAUUGGAUGUAAAUGAAAUUUAUAAAAAGUUUGCCUCGCCAAAAGUCGUAAUACCAUGCUGUUUACUUUUAAAGAAUUAUCGAUCAAAUACUUCUAGAACAAACACUUGUUUGAUUAAACUGAUACACAAAAUAGCUUGGGAUUGUAAAAUGCAUGCCUUAUUUUUCCAAGCUUCUGUAUUUAUAACAUUUCAGAAAAUAUUUGAAGACCCAGAUGUUUCUCACAAUCCAAUUAUUAAAGAAUUUUCUAGAUUUGCCAAAUUUAUUUUAACUAAAUUUUUUGAAAUUGCUGAAAAGAAUAAGAAGGUUUUUGUUGAACUUUUGUUUUGGAAGGGCUGUAAGGAAGCAUAUGAACUAGAGGAAGGUUAUGGUAAGCCUCAUCCUGGAUCUAAGAAGCUUACAUGGACUGAGGAAGAAGAUGAAGAACUUAAACAGCUUUAUGAAGAGAAUAAAGAUAUAUAUAUUGAAGGUCAGGAUGUGGCUGAUAUAAUUCUAGCUAAUAUGGAGGAUAAGAGAAGGACAAAAAAUCAAAUUAUUUUGGCUCUGAAACGUUUAGGACUUAUACAAAAAGCCAAAGAUCUCAAACCACAUUUGCGAAAAGAUUGGACAGAAGAUGAAUGUAAUGAACUGCGUCAUCUUUAUGAGAAAUAUAAGAUGGCUUAUGAUAUGAUGGAGGAUAUUUUGAAUGGGCUCUCAAUCAAACGACCAAGAAAGGCAGUGGUGGAAAAAUUGUUAGAAUUAAACCUUAUUCAGGAUCGGUCACAAACAUUCAAAAAGAAAUCUAAAAAACCGAAAAAUGCUAUGGAUAACAAUGAUUCCAUUUCAGAUGAUGAUAUAGAUUCAGGUGAAAAUAGUGACUUAGAAGACGACCAAGAUUUUUCUGUAGAAAAGAGAGUUGUACAGAAAAAUGGCACUGGUGAUUCUUCAGAUAACGAUGCAGAUGAAAAUUUCUUCAAAAUUUUAGAAAUGGAACGCUCAGAAAAUCAUGAUACUUCAAAUUUGGACCCAGAAAAUCAUGGCACUUCGUCAGUAGCUGAAGUAAAGAAAAGUUUGAAGCACAAUACUGAGAAAGAAAUUCGAAAUAAAAAGGUGCCUGAAUUGUGGCAAGAGCAAGAAAUAAUGGAAUUGAGUGCUUUAUUUAACCAGCAUCAAGGUUCAGAUAAUAUAAUGAAUAAAAUAAUGAAUUCUCUAACUGUGAAAAGAUCAAAGCAAAGCGUAAUUGAAAAGCUCUUAGAAUUAAAUUUGAUUAAUGACAAGAAAGAAUUAAGAAAGAAACGAAUAUCUAAGCUAUCACAUCUGGUUAAUGCAAACAAUAGCUCAGAAGAUGAAGAUGCUUUAUUAUCAUCAAAUUCUAAUUCUCAAAAUUUACCCCACAUGAAUAAAAAGAAGGUUAGACGAAUUAUGUCAGAUUCUUCUGAUGAUGAUCAUGCUCAUAUUAGUGAUGACAAAAAUUUAGAAGUAAGUAAAGAAUCAUAUUCUGAAGUAAAAAAUCAGAAAAAGAAUAUGUUUACAAAAACUAAUGGUACAGAAAAAAGAAAACGAGCUCCUAAAAUUUGGGAAGAACAAGAAAUAUUUGAGCUGCAACAUUUGUUUGAAAAACAUAAAGAUUCUAAUGAUAUUAUUGGAAAUAUUUUCAAUGAGAAAACAGUAAAACGACCAAAGGACAGUAUAAUAGAAAAAUUAAUGGAAAUUAGUUUGAUUAAUGACAGAAAAGAAGUGAGAAAGAAAAGAAUGUCAAAUGUAAAUUUGUCAUCUGUAAAUUUGGACUCGGAAAAUCAUGACACCUCGCCAGUAGCUGAAGUAAAGAAAAGUUUAAAGCACAAUACUAAGAAAGAAAUUCGAAAUAAAAAUGUGCCUGAAUUGUGGCAAGAGCAAGAAAUAAUGGAAUUAAGUGCUUUAUUUAACCAGCAUCAAGGUUCAGAUAAUAUAAUGGAUAAAAUAAUGAAUAUUCUAACUGUGAAAAGAUCAAAGCAAAGCGUAAUUGAAAAGCUCUUAGAAUUAAAUUUGAUUAAGGACAAGAAAGAAUUAAGAAAGAAACAAAUAUCUAAGCUGUCAGGUCUAAAUGGUACAGUGGUUAAUGUAAACAAUAAUACAGAAGAUGAAGAUGCUUUAUUGUCAUCAAUUUCUAAUUCUCAAAAUUUACCCCACAUGAAUAAAAAGAAGGUUAGACACGUUAUAUCAGAUUCUUCUGAUGAUGACGAUCAUGCUCCUAUUAUUAGUGAUGACAAACAUUUAGAAAUAAGUAAUGAAUCAUAUUCUGAAGGAAAAAAUCAGAAAAAGAAUAUUUUUAUAAAAACUAAUGGUACAGAAAAAAGAAAACGAGCUCCUAAAAUUUGGGAAGAACAAGAAAUAUUUGAGCUACAGCAUUUGUUUGAAAAACAUAAAGAUUCUAAUGAUAUUAUUGGAAAUAUUAUCAAUGAGAAAACAGUAAAACGACCAAAAGACAAUAUAAUAGAAAAAUUAUUGGAAAUUAGUUUGAUUAAUGACAGAAAAGAAGUGAGAAAGAAAAGAGCAUCAAACGUAAAUUUGUCAUCUGUAAAUAAAAAGGUUAAUAAAAAAUCAAGUUUUAAUUUAAAACCACAAAACAGUAAAAAUAAAAAGAAAUCAAGCCUAAAUUCAUCUUCAGAAGAUGAAACCUUGCCUUUAAAUUCACUCUUAAAUACAAAAAGAAUGCAGUAUAUUGAUGGACCAAGUGAUAUUAAAAAUAAGUUAGCCAAUAAUUCAGAAUCAUCCGAUGAGGAGAUGAUUUUACGUGAAUUGCAAGAUUAUCUUAAUGAAGGUAAUUCUGGUAGUGUGGCUAAAGAAAAGAAUGUAGUACUAGAAAAUUCAUUAAAUGAAAUAGAUAGUAUUGCUAAGCAUAAAAAUGACUUUGAAAAGAAAAAGAUCAGUAGAAUUGUGUCAGAUUCUUCUGACGAUGAAACUAUACCAUUACGCAACAACAUAUCUAAGCAUUCUUCUCAUAAAGAUUCUUUUCCUAGCAAACACACAGAUGAACAAGCAUUUGAAAAAUUGGUAAAUGAUUUUGGACCUUCAAAUGGACUGACUGAGAUUGACAGUUUACCACUUUUUAAUUCUAAUGACAGUCUUAGAAUGAAAAGUGAUUUAGAUGAUGAUAGAGUGACAACUAGUAUUAAAAGGAAAAGAUUCCAGAUUAGUGAUAGUGAGGAAUCAAAUGACGAAUCUUUAUCUUUAGAAUCCAAAAUUUCAUCAUUAAAUUCACCAAGUGCAAAAACUGUUGAUUUUGGUAUAACUGAUAUUGGUUCUGUUCCAGUUAAAGAAACUGUACAAUUACAAGCAAUAAGAAAAAAGGCACGUGUUUUAUCUGAUAGUGAUGAAUCAGACUAAUUAUUAUUUUUUAGGUACUUAUAUCUUAUUGCAGCUUAUAGCUUUUAUCAUCAAACAACUGGGAUAUAUUGCCAUGAGGGUUGCAUUAUGUAUUGAGGAGCAUGGCAAUUUUGGCCUAAUCUAAAAAUUGCCACAUAAACCUUUGGCGCUUACAAGACACAAGUAUUGUUUAUUAUUAACAUGAAGAAUUAUCAUUCUUUUAUUAUAUUUAUAUAUGUAUAUAUAUCAACAAUUUUGAACUGUUAAGAUAAUAAUUUAUUUUAUACAUCAAAAUAAACCAUUGAAGCUUCAAAAUUCCAUUUUGGAAAAUUGUAUAGUUGAUCAUUAUAAUUUAGUAUUGUACAAGAAUGAUAAU
This is a messenger RNA of Argiope bruennichi, 5838 nucleotides long. It is a transcript of the gene timeout, whose product is annotated as protein timeless homolog. Gene Ontology annotation, biological process: DNA repair; DNA replication checkpoint signaling; replication fork arrest. Gene Ontology annotation, cellular component: replication fork protection complex. Bases 96 to 5483 code for a protein of 1795 amino acids. The record is from RefSeq and is a predicted model, not a curated record. The transcript has a single exon. Gene Ontology annotation, molecular function: DNA binding. Lineage: Eukaryota; Metazoa; Arthropoda; Arachnida; Araneae; Araneidae.